Anthonomus grandis grandis is the source of this 1143-nucleotide messenger RNA. RefSeq lists its product as uncharacterized. Bases 1 to 1143 code for a protein of 380 amino acids. Lineage: Eukaryota; Metazoa; Arthropoda; Insecta; Coleoptera; Curculionidae. The transcript has 4 exons. The record is from RefSeq and is a predicted model, not a curated record.
AUGAUUGAAAAUGAUAAUAACAAUCAAUACGUUGAAGACGAGUUGAUGUUUGAGCAGGAUAGUGCACCCCUCAAUAGCAAGUGGCAGGAGCAACAACCUCCUCCUCUCAGGUGGCAGGGGCAACACCCUCCACCACAAAAACUGGGAAAGCCUGGGGGAAGGGACGAUCCACUAAGGCGUGGACUUAGUGGUGCAGGCGUCAGGAAAUACCUACGCUUUCUUCACGAGGGCAUGUCACCCGAAGAAGCGAGGAAAAAAGUCCUAGACGACAAGGAAAAAAGAAAGGAAGAACAACCUCCUCAAACUUCCAAGGCAUCGCCUAAGAAAAACCCCCAAGCAGGGCAAGCCACCAGCUAUGCAAAAGCGGCAAAGCUCAUCAGAAUCGGAGUAUUGCCGGAGGACUACCCUGAGGCAACUCUAACCUCCGAACAACUCACAGAUGUGGAGGAAGCAAUCGUAUCAGAAAUGAUCAACAGCACAACAAAGGGCCUGCAGUUCUCAGGUAUUCAUUUUCGCUCGGGAAUGAUACUUGUGGACUGCGAGUCGGAGCAGACAGCAGAAUGGCUGGCUCAGAUGGCACCUAGGUUGAAGGAAUGGAAAGGGCCAGCGCUGGUAGCGAAAAGAGGAGAGGACAUCCCAAAAGCGCAUACCAUCAGCCUUUUUCUUCCACGGAGCAAAGGGCAAGACACCACAGCUCUCCUGAAACUCAUUGGAGUACAGAAUCCAGAGAUCUCCAUCGAGACCUGGAAAGUAAUAAGCGCCAAAGGAAAUGGCCACGGUCAAGUGCUUUCUGUUGGGAUCGACACCAAAUCUGCGGAUAGCAUCCAGGCAAAGGGAUACACUAUCCACUACAGGUUUGGGCAAAUCCCCGUAUCUGGCCUCAGAAAGCAGGAGAAGGCAAAGGACAAAAAGAAGGAGCUUGAUCCAUCCACUUCAGCCUCUACCUCCUCCGAGCCAGUCGCCAAUGAGAACACCUCUACGGCGACUGAAACACAAGAGACCGAGGGCAUGGACCUCGAUCUCAAUGUCAACCCGACCACUUCCGCUGAGGAGAAUGUCAUCAGCAGCGAAGAAGAAGAUAGGCUUCUGGGACCUAAUGUAGACCAUCAGGGGGACGGACCGGAUGGCCCUGACAAAUCAUAA